Labrus bergylta (ballan wrasse) is the source of this 1692-nucleotide messenger RNA. Its product is annotated as tyrosinase-like. Gene Ontology annotation, molecular function: tyrosinase activity. Gene Ontology annotation, biological process: melanin biosynthetic process; pigmentation. The record is from RefSeq and is a predicted model, not a curated record. NCBI's taxonomy places the organism in Eukaryota, Metazoa, Chordata, Actinopteri, Labriformes, Labridae.
AUGUGGUCCCUAUUUUUUAUUAGUUUUAUAUCAUUUUUUACACUUUCCCAUCAACAGUUUCCUCGUCUGUGUGCCAAUCGGGAGUCACUUCUCUCCAAGGAGUGCUGCCCGGCCUGGGAAGGCGAUGGCUCGCCCUGCGGAGUCAGCUCGGGCCGGGGCUCCUGCCAGGAUGUGGUGGUGCCGGAGGAACCGGAUGGGCCGCAGUACCCCUUCUCCGGUUUGGACGACAGGGAGAAGUGGCCGUUAGUUUUCUACAACAGGACUUGUCAGUGUGAGGGGAACUUCAUGGGUUACAACUGUUUAGACUGUAAGUUUGGCUACUAUGGGGAGAACUGUACUCAGUGGAGGGCGUCUCUGAGGAGGAAUGUUUUUCAUCUAUCCCAUGAUGAGAAGAUCAAACUUGUGUCCUAUUUGAAUCUGGCCAAGCAGACAGUCAGCAGGGACUAUGUUGUGGCCACAGGAACAUACCAGGAGAUGGAAAACGGCUCUAUCCCCAUGUUUUCUGAUGUGUCUGUGUAUGAUGUGUUUGUGUGGUUACAUUACUACGUGUCCAGGGAGGCUCUGUUAGGCGGCCCUGGAAAUGUAUGGAGCAAUGUGGACUUUGCUCACUGGGCCCCUGCAUUCCUCCCCUGGCACCGUCUGUACCUGCUGCUGUGGGAGCAUGAGAUCCGGAAGCUGACUGGAGAUAUGACCUUUACGAUCCCGUACUGGGACUGGAGAGAUGCCCAGACAUGUGACGUGUGCACAGAUGAGUUGAUGGGGGGCAGUACCCCCCAGGAUCCCAGUUUCCUCAGCCCAGGCUCGGUCUUCUCUUCUUGGCAGGUACUUUGCUCCAAAGCAGAGGAGUACAGUCUUCAAGGUGUUUUAUGUGAUGUCACCGAAGAAGGACCGUUGCGCCGUAACCCUGGAAACCACAACCGUAACCUAGUUCAACGGUUACCAACUUCAGCAGAGGUGGCGUUCGCUCUCAGUCUGAGCAACUAUGACACUGGACCCAUGGACCGCAGUGCCAACAUGAGCUUCAGGAACACUGUGGAAGGAUUCGGGGAUCCUCAGACGGGGAUAGGAAACAGCCCUCGUUUAAACAUGCAUGCUGCUCUCCAUGUUUUCAUGAAUGGAUCCAUGUCUUCAGUGCAGGGCUCAGCAAAUGACCCCAUAUUCCUUCUCCACCAUGCUUAUGUUGACAGUAUUUUCGAAGAGUGGCUCAGGAGGCAUAACCCGUCUUCUGCACAGUAUCCAGAGUCCAAUGCUCCCAUAGGACACAACGCCCGAUACCACAUGGUGCCCUACCUGCCCCUCCGCAGAAACAGAGACUUCUUUAUUUCAACCAAAGAGCUGGGAUAUGAAUAUUCAAAUCUGUUAAAUUCUAACCAGCGGAUAGCAGAAGCCAUGCGUCCUUACCUGGAUGAAUUGAGGAAUGUGUGGCCCUGGCUUCUGUUUGCUGGGCUCAUGGGAGGAAUUUUAGCGGUGUCCCUGGUUGCUGCUUUCCUAAAGGUUAAACAGCGAUACCAAUGGCGACCCAUGGGGGAUUGGAACAACCCCUGUUCAUACUUUACUGCCUACUUAUUCAAACUUUUCCGGAUCCCAGAGAAAAAGCCAAUUAUCUUGGACAGCAUCACAGAAAAACAACCACUUAUCCUGGGCAAUGUCACAGAGGAAACCAGCGCCCGUAACUACCAGACAACUAUAUGA